AUGAUUAAUGCUACAAUAAUUUUGUGGGUUACUGAGGCCUCAUCAUCAAUCAUCAUUUCUAUCGCUGCGUCACUAAAUAGUUAUAGGAGGAUUGGGGAAUUUUUAGAAUAUAUGAGAGCUUUUGAUAAGGCUAGUGCUAAAAUUAAGAUACCUCGUGAUAACGGAAGGAUAUACAAAAUUAUUAUCAUCUUCGUCACACUUACAAGAUUUUUAUUGGAUGCAAGCUACGCCUAUAAUCUGGUAGUUCAGUUUGGGAUUCAAGAACUUCCUUUCAUAUUCAUGAGUGUAACUAUUAAAUAUUUUUCCAUAUGUGUAUUGCAAAUGCUUAUUUACAUCAGUUACAUUGAGGUAUCAUUAAGAAUCGAAUACAUAAAAGAUGAAUUACAAGAUCUUGUCGAUAAUCGUCUUGUGUGCGAUGAUUCUACGCAUUCGUUUUACACACAUUCAGUGGAUGAAAAAGUAAAAAACCUACAUGAUCUGUUGGACAGUAUCAAAACAAUAUAUUUGAAACUGAAUAAGCAUUUUGAAACCAUAUUCUUCUUCAUUUUACUAAACAUUUUAAUUAGAAUAAUUUUAUAUUUUUAUGGCAUAGCAAGUAUUAUUCAAAAUGGUUUUGAAGAAAAUAUUCGCUACUGGAACCAUCCCAGUACAUGGGGUGCGCCCGUGUGGUACAUGGGGUUAUAUGGGAUACACAACUUUAUAACCAUGUUUGUAAUCAUUCACCCAUUUAGAGUUAUCACCUGUAAGCUUGCCGACAUAAAAUUGCUGAUGGGUCGUAUAAUGACAAUGAACAACUACGCGUUCCGCGUUUUCCUUAACGUUAAUACGUUUUACGAGGAAUUGAUAUCGUACAAUUUUUCCUACACACCUCUUGGUAUCAUAACCAUAGAAAGAUCGAUACUUAUUAAGGUUUUAGCUAUAGGAAUAACGUGCACAGCAGCAAUCUUGCAGUUUAAGAAGUAG
This is a messenger RNA of Pieris macdunnoughi, 963 nucleotides long. Lineage: Eukaryota; Metazoa; Arthropoda; Insecta; Lepidoptera; Pieridae. The record is from the annotation of a GenBank genome assembly.